AUGAGAAGUUUUGAAAACAGUUAUGUCAAUAUAUCAUCUUUGGGACUACUGGGUAACUUCUUGAUAAGAGGAAAAAUUAUUUUACAAGAUAUUUGGCGAUCUGGAAUUGAUUGGGAUCAAAAAAUUAGUAACGAAAUAGAGAAAAAGUGGAAAAAAUGGCUGGAGAAUUUAGAACAAAUGUAUAAGCUUAGAAUUCCAAGGUGUUAUUGUCUUGCUGCGUGCUACACAGUUCAGCUACAUAUGUUUUCAGAUGCAAGUGGAAAAGCCUUUGGAGGUGUUGGCUACUUUAGAUUUGAAUACAAUAAUGGCAUACAGGUAUCUUUAGUAAUGUCAAAAACACAGGUAGCGCCAUUAAAGCCAAUAUCAAUACUACGUUUGGAACUUCAAGCUGCUUUAGUUUCAUGUAGAUUAGCUGAAACCAUAAAGAAAAAACAUAGCAUAAAAAUCGAUUCUACACAUUUUUGGACCGAUUCUCAAAUAGUUUUGUCAUGGAUAAAAUCUGAGGCAAGAAUACUGGGAACAUUUAUCGCAAAUCGUGUAGGAGAAAUUCAAGAAAAAACUAGUACAAAAAAUUGGCACUGGAUAUCAACUAAAUUGAAUGUAACAGAUGAAGCAACCAGAGAUGAAGAAACACUCAAGUUAAACCUGAAUGAAAGAUGGCAUAAAGGUCCGGAUUUUCUAUAUCUACAGGAUGUAGACUGGAAUAGCUUAAACCUAGCACAAAAAUGUGAAUCUAUUUCUGAAUCAGGAGAAAAUGAAAAAUUAAUUCUGGUUAAUCAAAAAGUUUCAUUAGAUUUUCUACCAGAUAUGAGAAAGUUUUCUUUUUGGACAAAAGUCAUACGAAGCACCGCAAUAAUUUACGUUUUUAUAGAUUUUAGAAUUGCAAAAAGAAGACAAGACCAAACCAAAAUAUCCAGACAAGAUAUAGAAAAAGAAGAGAGUUUGUGGAUUAGGAAAAUUCAGACAGAUAAUUUUCAGAAAGAGAUAUUAGAUCUAGAAACUAAAAAUAUUGUAAAUUCACAAAGUGCACUCUAUCAACUUACACCAACGGUGAAGAAUGGACUCAUCUGUAUGAAUGGAAGAAUUAACAAGGCUGUAGAACUACCAGAAGAAACAAAAAACCCAAUCAUUUUAAGCAAUAAGCAUUUAGCAACCAAAUUAUUAAUUUUGAUGUACCAUAGAAGAACUGGACAUGGAGGAGUGGGAAUUACAUUAAAUGAAAUUAGACAAAAAUUCUGGAUAUUACAAGCAAGAAAAACAAUAAAAAAUGUAAUAAGAAAUUGUGCCUUAUGUGCCAUAAGAAAGGCUAAGCCAAGAAUUCCGCAAAUGGGACAAAUUCCAGAAUUUAGGCUAGAAAAACCAAUGACACAAAGACCCUUUACAUAUACGGGUAUAGAUAUGUUUGGCCCAUAUAAUGUUAGCAUCGGGAGAAGAAGAGAAAGAAGAUAUGGUAUGCUCUUCACUUGUUUGUCAGUAAGAGCAAUCCAUAUUGAAUUGACAGAGACACUUAAUACCGAUUCUACAUUAUUAGCCCUCAGACGUUUUAUUUCACGUAGGGCUCAACCUAAAAUGAUUUUAUGUGACAAUGGUGGGAAUUUCCAUUCUGCUGCUAAAGAACUAAAAAGCGCUCUGAAGGAAAUAGAUUAUGACAAAAUAGAGAGACAUUUAUUAGCAGAGGAAAUCGAAUGGAGGUUUAUACCACCUGCCAGUCCCCACAUUGGAGGCGCGUGGGAGAGAAUGGUCAAGUCAGUCAAGUCCGCUUUAAAAAUUUCACUGAGAGAACAAUCACCAAGACCAGAAGUUUUGGAAACAUUAAUGUGCGAAGCCGAACACAUUGUAAAUAGCCGUCCUUUAACAUAUGUAUCAUCGAGCGCGGAAGAUCCAUUAAGUAUCACCCCAAACCACUUUCUUAUAGGCUCAUCAAGCAUAGUCAAACCGCCAGGAUUAUUUAUCGAUCAAGAUUGGAAUAUUAGAAAACAGUGGAGGAUUUCUCAAAAAAUUACAGAACAUUUUUGGACCAGAUGGAUAAAAGAAUACAUUCCAACACUUACCAAACGAACGAAAUGGUUCCAAGAAAACAAAAAUCUAAAAAUAGGUGACCUUGUUAUUUUGAUGGACGAUAAAUUCCCUAAAAACAAUUGGCCGCUGGGACGGGUGGAAAAAGUAUAUCCGGGACACGAUGGAAAGGUACGAGUAGCCGAUAUAAAAACUAAAACUGGGACUUACUGCCGACCUCUUACUAAAAUCUGUAUUGUUGAAUGUUUGGAAAUGGGUGAAGACUGA
Sitophilus oryzae (rice weevil) is the source of this 2283-nucleotide messenger RNA. RefSeq lists its product as uncharacterized. Gene Ontology annotation, biological process: DNA integration. The record is from RefSeq and is a predicted model, not a curated record. Gene Ontology annotation, molecular function: nucleic acid binding. The transcript has a single exon. Bases 1 to 2283 code for a protein of 760 amino acids. Lineage: Eukaryota; Metazoa; Arthropoda; Insecta; Coleoptera; Curculionidae.